Penicillium cosmopolitanum is the source of this 2535-nucleotide messenger RNA. RefSeq lists its product as uncharacterized. Lineage: Eukaryota; Fungi; Ascomycota; Eurotiomycetes; Eurotiales; Aspergillaceae. Bases 1 to 2535 code for a protein of 844 amino acids. The record is from RefSeq and is a predicted model, not a curated record. The transcript is spliced from 7 exons.
AUGGUGCGACAUAGUUCCGAGGCCCCCAGUACUACUCCUGGGGGACAGACCACCCUGGGCUCCUCGUUCUAUCCACCGGAGUAUAUUUGGAAUUCCCUCUCUGAUACCCAACGCGAUUCAUUCAUGUCCACCGUGUCCGCUUCCCUUGUUGCGGGCGACGGGCAGCGCAAGCGCCCACGUAUAGACCUCACCACGGAGGAGGAUGUCGACGACGGUAGGGUCCCGUCGCUUGUUGUGCCAGUCCUCCCCCGCUUCCCCGGUCUCGACCGUGCUGCCAUUAUAGCCGUUUUCGAACACACCUUCUGCCCAAAGAAGGACCUCAUAAAACUUCGCAGCCCCGAGUUCAAAGCCACGGCACCGGAUGGCGAGUCCUUCGACUUAAAGUCCACAUCUCCUCCGCAAGGUAUUUUCAAUCAAGGAUUGGGUGGAAUGGUCCUUUUCUACCGCCGCAUUUGUGACCUUGCCAGGGCAUAUAAGUGGCAGGAGUGUAUCCUGCAAAUGGCCUUAGACCACCACCAGAUGGUCGUCGAUAAAGGCGACCUCACCGUUUCUCUUGGUGACUGGGGAAUUGGGAAAGCUCUUGAAAGCUCCUACCUACGUCCGGACAACGUACUCCCAGCAAAGACGGCGCCGACUACCCCAAGCACACGUUCAACUCUUCUGCUGGCUGCCACUGGCGAACAUGUCACCGACCACGCCGCGGUCUGCCUUGAUAUAUUUCAAAUGCUAUCGCCGCCAACCAGCUGGCCAGCCCCGCGUCCCAACACUUCUCUUCAGUUUAAGAUCUUUGACUCUUCCCUCCCGCCUCUGCGUGGCUCCGCUUCCCCUUUUAUCAGUUCAGCGUGGGAAACUCUCCUUGAACAUUACCCUGGUGAUCUAGGGACUAUUUGCAGCGGCAUUCUCACAUUCGGCUGCCGCCUUGGUUGUACGGGCCAGCCGACAGACCGCCGAACAUCUAAUCACCAUAUUGAGGAACCCUCUAUUUUUACCCAAAAGCUCUCCGAUGACCUGUCAAACCGUCGGGUGCAAGUUUGCACUGGCCCCGUUGUUGUGUCCCCACUAGGGCUCGUGCCUAAACACGAUGGAGGCUGGCGCCGUAUCCAUGACCUUUCCUACCCGCCAGGGCGCAGUGUCAACGAGUCCAUCCCGGAUACCGCCUCUGCCAUACAAUACAUCUCCAUAGAUCACAUUUUCGAUCUCAUCCGCACCUCUGGACGAGGAUGCUGUAUCAUCAAACGCGACAUCAAAGAUGCUUUCCGCAAUAUCCCCGUCGCACCCGCCGACCGGCCCCUCCUAGCCUUUUGGUGGGAUAGCAAGAUAUAUAUGGAGUGUUGCCUUCCAUUUGGUCUUGCAACUGCACCCUUCAUCUUUAACCUUUUUGCUGAGGGUCUCAACUGGCUUCUGACUGCCUACUUGCCUGUGGCCUCCAUCGUUCAUUACCUUGACGAUUUCAUCACUGUUUUCCUCCUUCUGAAUAACGCCAAAGACGCCGCGGGUACCGUGAUCAGUGUGCUUGGGGUCGAAAUCGACACGACACUUCUGCAGGCCCGCAUGCCACACGAUAAGCUAACACGCGCAUCUUCUGAAGCUGCGUCGCUAUUACGGCAAAAUCGUGUUUCGCAUAAAGCUUUGCAACGUGUGACCCCGCCUCCAGUCGCUCUACAGCGACCUCGCAUCUUUCCACCUCACCAGCACUCUCUCCGCCGCCUAUCCCAUGAUAGCCACGAGGACUUCGCGUGGUGGACGGAUACAAUUCCGUUUUUCAACGGAAUCUAUUUCGUCGAGAAGAGCCGCCCCCUAGUUGCCCUCUACACAGACGCGUGUGACUCCGGUCUGGGCCUCUUCUUCUUUUAUGCGCCCUCGCGGGACUCCGCCGGAGACUGGUUGUCUGCAGCUCCUUACCUGCCUUCCACUCACGCCGCUAUUGUGGACGCCUCCUCCGCCCGCGCCAGCGAGGCCCACAUUAACACCAAGGAGGUUACCGCAAUUCUGCAGGCCUUCCUUCUACACAGCCUCCAUUGGGCUCAUCAUCGUGUCCUCGCUUUCACGGACUGUGCCGUCGCGUUCCAUGGCCUGUCGAAGCAGGCACUCCGCGGGCCGGCCCAUCGCCAACUGCUCAUGCUCUUUAGCAUAGCAGCCGCCCUUGACAUAGAAAUCCAGCCACGCUGGCUACCUUCAUCGGAGAACAUGCUAGCUGAUGCAUUAUCCCUGGACGAGCUCCUUUCCCUUGCUCCGCCAGCCUGGUUCUCCCGCCAGCCUAUUUUCGUGAGUGUCGGCCAUGCCAAGCUGGUCUGGAAUGGUCUUGCAGAGGGAACCAGAAAGGGAUACCGCUCUGCACAGCGCUCAUACACCCGUAGCUGCGCCCUCAAUGGAGUGCAGCCGUGGCCAGCAACCGCACCAGCGAUCUACACUUGGCUCACGGAACGACUGCCAGGCGCAGGUAGGAGCCCACCGGUCAAGCCCGAUACAGCCAUGUCCGAGCUCUCAGCUCUCCGCGCGUAUCACGUCGACAACGGUCUUCCCGAGUGGUUUUGA